UCCAAUCACUUUAGUUAGCAAAUUUAAAUAAUGCAUUCUCUUCCUUUGAUUAACGCGUUGAUAUGCUUCAUUAACACGUGGUCAAUGAAUAAAAGUCGUGUUGACCCGCAAGUUCUGACUUCUAAAAUUUGUUAAUGAAUCUUUUAUGUUAAAGUAUCAACCUUAUACAAAAAAAUAUAAAUAAAAAAGAUCUUUUAUGAUACUGUUUGUCAUGGCUAUGCCAAUUCCCAAAAAUAUGGUGGUAGGAGCUUUGUGCAGUAUGCUUGUUAUAUCUUGGACUAGUUUCUGCAUUGCAAUUGUGUUUGAUGCAGCAUUUGAAUUAUCACCACUAGACUUAGAAGCACAAGCUCUGAUUGAAAGUGGGUGGUGGAGUGACUUCACUAACUAUGUUCCAAGUCAUUGCCAGUGGCCAGGCAUUGCAUGCAAUAGUGCUGGAAGCAUUACAAACAUUUCUUUGCCUGCUGAAACCCAAUUGGGAGACAAGUUCAGGAGAUUCAACUUCUCUUCAUUCCCAAACCUUGUCCACCUCAAUCUUGCUGCACAUGGGAUCACUGGAAGUAUCCCAAAUGAACUAGGUACUCUUUCCAAACUUGCUCAUCUUGACCUAUCUUCUAAUGAUAUUCAAGGACAUAUUCCAUCAAACAUUUGGAAUCUAAGGAAUCUGGUGAUCCUGAACCUGGCUAGUAACAGGCUUAGUGGUUCAAUUCCACCUUCUGUGGGUCAGUUGACUAAGUUGACCUAUUUAUUUCUUGAUACCAAUCUGAUUAGUGGUCCUAUCCCUCCAGAGUUAGGAAAGCUGAAGAAUCUGAUUCAAUUGGGUCUAAAUAAUAAUGGUUUUGUUGGUCCAAUACCUGCUGAGAUUGGUCUAUUGAACAAUUUGAAAUAUCUGUCUCUCAGUGUGAACAAUUUAAAUGGUACCAUACCUUUGGAAAUAGGAAAUUUGAACAAUCUUGCAUAUCUUGAUCUUAAUACUAACAAUCUCACUGGUGAAAUACUUUCAGUUUUACAUAAUCUAACCAAUUUGACUGAACUAAACUUGUCCAACAAUGAGAUUUCUGGUUUGGUGCCACGAGAGUUUACUCAAUUGACCCAACUCGAGUAUCUGAAAAUUUCAGAAAACAAAAUUUUUGGUGCAUUACCUCCUGAAAUUGGAAAACUGUCCAAACUCUUGGUUUUAGACCUGUCUAGAAACAUGUUGACUGGAGAAAUCCCAGUCAGUCUUUCUACAUGCACUAAACUGCAGGUGUUGACUUUGAGCCAUAACAAACUAACCGGAAGCAUUCCCUCUCAGAUUGGUGAUAUUGUUACACUUGCUUCAAUUGAUUUGAGUCAUAACUUAAUUAAGGGAGAAAUACCUUAUCAACUUGGGAAUGUGAAAUACAUUAGGGUCUUGGAUCUAAGUUGUAAUGAACUCACUGGAAAGAUUCCAAGUUCCCUAGUAUUGCUUCGUAGUGUAAACUUGUCCUACAAUUCUCUAGAGGGUGAGAUCCCAUUUGGUGUCCAAGAUUCUUAUGCUCCUGAUGCAUUCAUUUGCAAUGAGUGUUUAUCUAGCCGCAGCACCCCCUUUCCUACUUGUGACUCCUCUUCUUCCAAUAGAGUCAAGACCCUUAUGAAGAUUUUCCUUCCUCUCACUGCUUUUCUUGCUCUUCUAUGUAUCAUGUAUGUGUUCUUCCGCUGGUGUAAGGCUAAGAGUUCCAAGUCUGUGGCAAAAGCAAUGAAGAAUGGUGACCUGUUUUCAGUAUGGAACUAUGAUGGUAAAAUUGCUUAUAAUGACAUAAUUGAAGCAACGGAGGGUUUUGACAUCAAAUAUUGCAUAGGAACUGGUGGUUAUGGUGAUGUUUACAGAGCACAGCUACCUAGUGGUAGAGUAGUGGCCUUGAAGAAACUCCACAAUUUAGAAGCCAACGAACCAGAACUCCGCAGGAUUUUCAAGAAUGAAGUGAGAAUGUUGACAAAAGUAAGGCAUAGAAAUAUUGUGAAGCUUUAUGGAUUCUGCUUGCACAACAGAUGCAUGUUUCUGGUUUUGGAAUACAUGGAAAGGGGAAGCUUGUAUUAUGUUCUACACAAUCACAUUGAAGCUGUGGAUUUGGAUUGGAACAAGAGGAUUAACAUUGUGAAAGGAAUAGCAUAUAGCUUAUCAUACCUUCAUCAUGAUUGCAAGCCAGCAAUCAUUCACAGAGAUGUAACAACCAAAAAUGUUCUCUUGAAUUUAGAAAUGGAGGCUUGUCUCUCUGACUUUGGCAUAGCAAGACUUCGAAAUUCUAGUUCCUCCAAUCGAACAGUACUUGCUGGCACUUACGGAUAUCUUGCACCAGAGAAAUGUGAUGUCUACAGUUUUGGAGUGGUUGCUCUUGAAAUUAUCAUGGGAAGGCAUCCUGAAGAGAUUAUUUCUUCAUUAAGAUUUGCAUCCACUAGAAGUAUUCUCCUUAAAGAUAUAUUAGACCCCAGAUUAUUAUCCACCAACAAUCAACAAUAUGCUCAGAGUUUGGAUCGUAUAGCAACGCUAGCCUUUGCAUGUCUUCAUUCUCAGCCAAGGUCUAGACCAACAAUGCAAACAGUGUGUGACAAAUUUCUCACCGGAAAGCCCAGAUUAACAAAACCUUUUGAAGAAAUUUCAAUAAGGCAGAUGGUAAAUCAGGAAUUGUAACUAAUUUCUAGGAU
Gastrolobium bilobum is the source of this 2661-nucleotide messenger RNA. RefSeq names its product probable leucine-rich repeat receptor-like protein kinase At1g35710. The coding region runs from base 197 to 2647 and encodes 816 amino acids. The record is from RefSeq and is a predicted model, not a curated record. NCBI's taxonomy places the organism in Eukaryota, Viridiplantae, Streptophyta, Magnoliopsida, Fabales, Fabaceae. Gene Ontology annotation, cellular component: plasma membrane. Gene Ontology annotation, biological process: protein phosphorylation; hormone-mediated signaling pathway. Gene Ontology annotation, molecular function: ATP binding; protein binding; protein kinase activity. The transcript has 2 exons.